Messenger RNA from Salpingoeca rosetta, 967 nucleotides. RefSeq lists its product as uncharacterized. Lineage: Eukaryota; Choanoflagellata; Craspedida; Salpingoecidae. The record is from RefSeq and is a predicted model, not a curated record. The coding region runs from base 79 to 765 and encodes 228 amino acids. The transcript has 7 exons.
CAUCAGGUGGUGUUUGUGGUGUCUGUGAAGAAGACGGUGUACGUGGUGGCAAAGCAUGAUCUGCGCGGGAAGGGUGUGAUGUUCAAGUGCCACGGCUUCAAGGUCAAGUCCACAGCCGUGGCAAAGCAGCUGGCCCAGGAGAUUGCCGUCAUCUGCAACCAAGUCUUCAAGAAGCUGCGGCAAACGCGGACGUUUGUCCGAUCACAAAGCACAACAAAGCAGCCGUCCGUGUCUGCUGAGGGUGUGCCGCUGCGCAACAAGACGGAUCCCGACACGCGCGCGCUCAAGCGCCUCAUUGCACAGACCCGCAUCAGCGUCACACAGGGCGCAGACCACGUGGAUGACGUCUCAGACAAGGACGAGGAGGAGGCUGAGACGAUGCUGUGCGGCCCGGAGCCCGCGGUGCCGGCAGAGGCGGAGGAGGGCGGUGCGGACUUUAGUGUUGUGGACGAAAUCAUUCGACAGCUGCAGAUGUCCAUCCUCGCCGUCGACGCUGCCAUCGAACAACGCGGUGAGGCGCCGUCGUCAUCACAGCAACAGCAGCAACAACAGCAGCAACAACAGGAGCACGGCGCAGAGGAGGACGAGGAAGAUGAGGAGGUUGCGGAGGUGGAGGCCGAGGACAUUGACUUUGAAGAGUUUUCAGACGAUUUCGCUCGCAUGACACUUUACCUCCACGGCGACACCGUCCGAAACCGGCCGAUGCCCAAGUAUGCGGAGGUGACGCUGGACAGCGAUCUGUUCGACCUCACGUCCAUGGUGUAACCGGUGCCGCUAAAGUGACGCGGCAAACUCUCCUCGACACAUGCACACGCACACACACAUGUAUGUUCACCGCUGUUGCAGGCUCGUGCUUUCUGUCAUGUCCAUCUGUUCCCUGGUUGGUGUGUUGCUUCUACGUCGGCGUUUGGAGGUUUUGGGCUUGAUGUUGGAGUGGAACAGAAUGAAACGAAAACGCAAGCACGAA